Molecule: messenger RNA, 980 nt
Organism: Saccostrea echinata
Lineage: Eukaryota; Metazoa; Mollusca; Bivalvia; Ostreida; Ostreidae
Exons: 2
Coding region: 23-460 (145 amino acids)
Source: RefSeq, a predicted model, not a curated record
UUCUCCCCGAAGAUAUCAAACAAUGGAUCAAAAAUUACUGCUGCUGUGUAUCUUAUGCUGUAUGUUGUUCAGCGAAGAGAACAGUCAGGGAAGUGUAUAUGGCAAGACCUCUUCAACAACGGAGGCCCCGGAUGAGAUGUGUGACUGCGACUGUGAGUACAUGGACAAGAUCGAAUCCUUCAACAAUGCUUCUAACCCCUACAUCAACAAGACUCAAGAACAGCUGCUGGUGAUGCUGGAGAAAGAGUUAAAUCAAAUGAAGACUUUGCUUCAGGUCCAGAAAAAGGAAAUCCCUGCGGUCAAGGCCCGUAAAAUCAGCGCUACAGACGUCAGGCCUUCCGCUAAAAACGUGGGGAUGAUAGGAGUGGCUUUCAUGGCGUUUGUGUUCGGGGGGAUCGUGGUACUAGACCUCAUUUCCCUCCCACAAUACCUUAGAAACCUCAAACGGAACCUGUGUUAGAGGAUCACUCUUUCAUCUUUGCUCUGGAAAAGAGGUCAACUUUUUUUCCGAUUUGAUGCACGUUCACUCUGUUUUUAUCAAUAGACCUUUGACAUAAUUCAGAUAUUGAGUCAAGGAUGUCAUUUUCAAAAUUAAAAGGUUCAAGGUCCCUUUUUUACCAUUAUUAUUAAUUGUAUCCAUUUGAAUAAAAAAUUUUGAUUCCAUUUUAAACAGUGUGUAAAUAUUUUCAAGUCCUGUAAUGCUCUUUAUGGAGAGGACGCUUCUUUGCAAAUUUGUAAUGAAAGAAAGAAUACUAAUAUAUCAUGUAUGGAUGCUUUAUCUCUUGUGUAUGCACUUGUGAAAACAACUUUUUCUUUUUGCACAAUAAAUUGUACUCUUGUUGUUAUGAUAAAAUGAUGUCAGAUUUAAUUAAGGAGGAAUAACACAAUCGACUUCAUGUUUUUUUUUUUACUUGAGCAGUACCAAUCAAUAACCAGAAACUUUAGAAUUGCGUAUGUCACCCCAAACUGACCAAGAUAGU